This is a messenger RNA of Pleuronectes platessa (European plaice), 438 nucleotides long. RefSeq names its product pituitary tumor-transforming gene 1 protein-interacting protein-like. Gene Ontology annotation, cellular component: nucleus; cytoplasm. The transcript has 6 exons. The record is from RefSeq and is a predicted model, not a curated record. Gene Ontology annotation, biological process: protein import into nucleus. The coding region runs from base 1 to 438 and encodes 145 amino acids. NCBI's taxonomy places the organism in Eukaryota, Metazoa, Chordata, Actinopteri, Pleuronectiformes, Pleuronectidae.
AUGGCCCUAGUGAGCAGGGCCUUAGUGGCCGCAGCUGUCCUCACUCUGUUCAGCUUGUUUCUCAGCGUAGAGGCGCAGACUCUUCCUCCAGCUCCGGAUCCUUGUGCCACAAAAUCCAACACCAGCUGUGUAGAGUGUCUGCGGGAUGUCAAUUGUUUGUGGUGUGGACUAAACAAACAAUGCAUCAACUACCCAGUGAGGUCCAUCCUGCCCCCCAGCAGCAUUUGUCCUUUGGAUUGGGCACGAUGGGGGGUGUGCUGGCUCAACUUAAAGGGUUUGCUCAUCGGCCUGUUGGCGGUGGCUGGCAGCCUCCUCAUCAUCGCCAUUGUCCUCGUCUGCUGCUGCUGCUGCUUCAGGUGUCAACCAAGAGUUGGAAGCAAGAAAGAAGCUGCAAGGAUGGAGCGAGACACCCAGAUGGGGAAUGCUGAGGCACAGUGA